Molecule: messenger RNA, 1873 nt
Organism: Armigeres subalbatus
Lineage: Eukaryota; Metazoa; Arthropoda; Insecta; Diptera; Culicidae
Product: carboxypeptidase Q-like
Exons: 3
Coding region: 279-1709 (476 amino acids)
Biological process (GO): proteolysis; peptide catabolic process
Molecular function (GO): metallodipeptidase activity
Source: RefSeq, a predicted model, not a curated record
AUAGUGUAUGUCCCUGAAGUUUAUAUUGUUUGCCAACAUUCCGGAUCUUACUGUACUUGAGAAAAUUUGCGCUCAAUGAUUGGCGAUUUGCGUACACUUCAGUUUCAGUGACAUUAUCAUGCUGUUCAACAGAUACUUCGAGUUUCUUAACAAACGGUAGCUGAUAAUAAAUUCAUGUCAGCGCGGGUGAUUGAUGGAGUAUCUUUUAAGCUCCAUCGAUAAGCAGUAACAAGUUGCAGGAAUUAGUGCCAUCCAUUUGCAGCUUUAGUCCAACAACUAUGCUGUUACGAUUCGCAUUGACACUUCUCUUGAUCGGGGGCAUCGCUGCUGUUCCGGUCAAGGAGACCAACAGUUGUGAGCUCUCCGAGGAUCUUUUGUACGAAAUCCGUAGCUACGGACCGAUUGUGCACAAAAUAAUAAACGAAAUAGUGCGCGGCCAAUUCGCUGGCCAGACAUGGCAAAGCUUAGCCGAGUUGACGGAUACGUUUGGGCCGCGUAUGAGUGGAUCGCAACAACUGGAGGACUCUAUUGAUUACGCCAUUCGCGAGAUGAUCCGUGAUGGCCUGGAAAACGUUCGUACCGAGGAAGCCAGCGUACCGCACUGGGUACGAGGUUACGAAAAAGCCUAUCUAGUGGAACCGAACCGUUUGGAGCUGCCACUUUUAGGCCUGGGUUUGUCAGUUGGAACUCCGUUGGGCGGAAUAACUGCAGAUGUGAUUGUAGUGGAGUCAUUUGAGGAAUUGGAAGCAAUGCCUGAUGAAAGCGUCGAGGGAAAGAUUGUGGUAUUCGUUCCACAGUGGGUGAGUUACGGCGUCACUGGACAGUAUCGAUACCGAGGUGCAACCGUUGCAGCCAAAAAAGGAGCAUUGGCCAGUCUAAUAAGGUCCGUUACUCAAUUUUCCAUUGGAUCGCCGCAUACUGGUGUCCAAACUUAUGAAGAAAAUGUUACAAAAAUUCCCACUGCUUGUAUUACGGUUGAACACGCGGAAAUGUUGUUACGCAAGUAUCGUCGAGGAGAGAAAUUGCGUAUUUAUUUGGAGAUGGACAACGAAGAUCGAGGAAUGUUCACUUCUCGGAAUACGAUUGGCGAGUUGGAGGGCUUGGUGUAUCGCAACAGUUCAGUGGUGGUCGUGUCAGGUCACUUGGACAGCUGGGAUGUUGGACUAGGGGCGAUGGACGACGCUGCUGGUGUGAUGAUAUCUUGGAAAGCUUUGACCUACUUGAAAGCGAUGGGGCUCAGGCCACGUCGUACACUAAGAGCGCUUCUUUUCACUGGUGAGGAGCAAGGCGUUUGGGGUGCUCACCAGUAUUACGAAGAACACAAAGAAAACGGAGAAGACGAAUUCAACUUUUUCUUCGAGUCAGAUAUCGGUACAUUUGAUCCACGCGGAUUCAAUAUGGCAGGCAAUGACGAAGCGAGGUGUAUUUUCCAAGAAAUUGUGAAAUUGAUGAAUCCACUUGGCGACAUGCAAGUGACAGAAUCCUCUAAUGGUGGACCAGACAUAGCGGACUGGAACAACGCUGGAUAUCCUGGAGCUGGUUUGCUUACUGCAAAUGAGAGAUAUUUUUGGUUCCACCAUACGGCCGGCGAUAGCAUGCUAGUACAAGAUCCAGUAGAAAUGGAUAGAUGCGCUGCACUCUGGGCGGCUACCGCAUAUGUUGUUGCUGAUUUGAGCAUUCCCAUGCCUAAGACGGUAGUGAAGAAUUAAUAAGGUCAAUAUAAAAUUCAACAGUAAUUUAUUUUUGUCUAAAAUCACUUGUAAGGUAUACACAGAGAACAAAUCAAAUCGUAAAAUUGAAAGAAACAAAAAAGGGCAAAAAGGGGGGCUCAGUCGGCCUUCCUUAGUCAUGCAUUAUGAUAAGAUGCAAUAAA